AUGCCUCCAUCAGCACUGCCGAAUGUUGGCGGCGUUGACAUAGUCAACAUUCACCAAGAUGAUAUGGACUUUUCUCUCAUUGAUGAGCUUUACAAGAAUCUGAGUCCACCCGAGGGCAAACAGCCCUCGUUUCCUACUCUCCUGUUGUAUGACACCGAAGGCCUCAAGCUAUUCGAGAAGAUCACUUACGUGGACGAAUACUAUCUCACAAAUGCUGAGAUUGAGCUCUUGACAACACAUGCAAAGAGGAUGGUGGAGCGGAUUCCAGAAAAUGCACAACUGGUAGAGCUUGGUAGUGGGAACCUGAGAAAGGUCGAAAUCCUCCUGCGCGAAUGCGAGCGGACACAGAAGCGGGUAGAUUAUUACGCUCUGGACCUGUCCCUGACAGAGCUACAACGGACAUUCUCCGAAAUAUCCCCGGAAAGUUUUCAAUAUGUUGGAUUUCACGGGCUUCAUGGUACCUAUGAUGAUGCUCAAGAUUGGCUCAAGAACCCGGAGAAUCGCACUAGGCCAACCGUUGUGCUUUCGAUGGGAUCUUCUAUUGGAAACUUCAACCGCUCCGAAGCAGCAGGUUUUCUCGGUGGCUUCUCUAAGCUUCUUGGCUCAUCAGACUUUCUUUUGAUCGGAUUGGAUGCCUGUAAAGACCCAGAGAAGGUUUACAGUGCUUACAAUGACUCGCAAGGUGUCACCCGAGCGUUCUAUGAGAAUGGACUGCGGCAUGCGAAUACCGUACUGGGCUUCGAAGCUUUCCGGCCCGGCGAUUGGGAGGUGGUUACUGGUUAUGACGCCGAAAAUGGGUGUCAUCAAGCAUUUUAUUCCCCAAAAGUCGACGUCACGAUAAAAGACAUUACCAUCCGAAAAGGAGAGAAGCUUAAGUUUGAAGAAGCUUAUAAAUAUAGUCAAGACGAGCGGGAUGAACUGUGUCGCAGCGCAGGCUUAAUUCCGCAAAUGGAAUUUGGCAAUUCUGAGGACAACUAUCAACCCUCAGAUAUUCAUUUGCUCUCAUCUGCGGCUCUCGACAUACCGACUCAGCCUUCGGAGUACGCGAGUCAGCCUAUACCAACACUGAAAGAUUUCCAAUCUCUUUGGACUUCAUGGGAUCUUGUGACCAAGACCAUGAUUCCUCGGGGAGACCUUGUCUCAAAGCCGAUCAAACUACGAAAUGAGUUGAUCUUUUAUCUGGGCCAUAUUCCUACAUUUUUUGAUAUCCAUUUGACCCGAGCGACACUCCAGAAACCUACCGAACCAAAAUACUACCAGACAAUAUUUGAGCGAGGAGUUGACCCUGAUGUUGAGGACCCGGAACAGUGCCAUGACCACAGUGAAACACCCGCUGAGUGGCCUCCGUUGGACGAAAUACUGGACUACCAAGAGCGUGUACGGAGCAGAGCACGAAGCAUUCUCCAGGAUAUUAAAGCUUUGCAAGAUCGAUCUAUAGGCGAGGCGUUGUGGAUUGGCUUCGAGCACGAGGCAAUGCAUCUAGAGACAUUCCUUUACAUGCUGCUGCAGAGUGAGAAAAUCCAAAUGCCAGCUGGUAUUGAAACCCCCGACUUCACCCAAAUGGCCCAAGACGCAAAGAAGAAUGCCAAGCCGAAUAAGUGGUUCCGUAUUCCCAGACAAACUAUUACCAUUGGCCUGGAUGACUCGGACAAGGAUGUUGUGCCCAAAGAUUCCUACGGGUGGGACAACGAAAAGCCUCAGAUGAAAAUCAAUGUUCAUGCUUUCGAGGCACGAGCCCGACCCAUCACUAAUGGUGAAUAUGCGAAGUUUUUGCAAGCCAAUCGCUCCCGAGCAAUCCCUGCAUCUUGGUUACUUGUCGACCCGGAUCAGGCCUAUCCGAUUGCCAAGGGAAUCAGUCGAUCAAGCCCUGGCGCCACUGAGGAGUAUUUGAAUAAGUUUGCCGUUCGCACUGUGCUGGGGUCUGUUCCUUUGGAGCUCGCGCAUGACUGGCCUGUUAUUGCUUCUUAUGACGAGCUGGCGAACUACGCCAAGUGGGUGGAGUGCCGAAUUCCCACAUUUGAGGAGGUCAAGAGUAUCUAUCAAUUCUCCGAUCGACUCAAAGACGGUACCGCUGGCCAGAAGCUGGAUGGCCACAGGUACGUUAAAAAUACCGGUCAAAUGAUGAAACCAACUAACCUUUACCCCAGCAAUGGAGCUAAAACAGUGAAUGCCACACAUACGCCACCCGUAUUUCGUGAUCUCACAGGCUGCAAUGUGGCGUUCAAGCACUGGCACCCUACUGCUGUUACUCCAAAUGGUGACCGACUGGCUGGACAAGGUGAAUUAGGUGGAGUUUGGGAGUGGACUAGUUCGCCACUGUUGCCUCAGGAAGGCUUCGAAGCCAUGGAAAUAUAUCCAGGCUAUACCUCCGACUUCUUUGACGGAAAGCAUAACAUUGUCCUCGGUGGCUCAUGGGCCACACUACCUAGAAUUGCUGGUCGGUCUACAUUUGUCAACUGGUACCAACACAAUUAUGUCUAUGCCUGGGCUGGAGCACGUCUGGUGAGGGAUUCUCGAAAUGGGUUUAAACAGACGAUAUAGAAGUAGAAGUUCGAAUGGAAUGACUUAUUG
Molecule: messenger RNA, 2571 nt
Organism: Penicillium pulvis
Lineage: Eukaryota; Fungi; Ascomycota; Eurotiomycetes; Eurotiales; Aspergillaceae
Product: DUF323 domain protein
Exons: 6
Coding region: 1-2541 (846 amino acids)
Source: RefSeq, a predicted model, not a curated record